AUGAUGCUGAGGAAGCUGAGAAAUGCGCUGCCGUGGACGGCGGCGGCGGCGGCGGCGGACGACAAGCCCAAAUCCUCCACCAGACACCCUAAGGAUCAGGCCUCGAAGCUCAAGCCCGCUCUCUUCCUCAUUUCCUUCUUCGCCUUCUGGCUCCUCCUCCUCUACUUCCGCUUCGAUCCCCGCCGCCCCGACGCCGCGAUACGAGGACCUCUGGCGAUCAACCUCACCCUCGACGACGUCGCCGGAACCCCUCCCAACGCCCCCGCCGCCUGCCGCUCCCGCGCCGCCGUCUACGUCCACUCCCUCCCCUCCAAAUUCAACUCCGACCUCCUCCUCCGCUGCCGCUCCCUCAACAUCUACACCGACAUGUGCCCCUACGUCUCCAACCGCGGCCUCGGCCGCCCCAUUCCCCGUCGGCGGCGUGGCGGCGGCGGCGGAAGCUGGUUCGCCACCCACCAGUUCAUCGCCGAGAUGAUCUUCCACGCGCGCCUCGAGAACCACCCGUGCCGCGUCUCCGAUCCCGCCCGCGCCAACCUCUUCUACGUCCCCUUCUACGCCGGCCUCUACGCGUCCAGCAUGUUCCGCGAGCUCAGCCUCCCGGCCCGCGACGCCCUCGCCGUGGACCUCGCCGAGCACUUGCAGUCCCUCCCGGCAUGGCGGCGGCGCGGCGGGCGGGACCACUUCCUGGUCCUCGGCCGGACCGCAUGGGACUUCCUCCGCCUCUCGAACCAGGGCCCGGACUUCGGCGCGAACUCCCUCCUCGACCUCCCGGUCGUCCGGAACAUGUCGGUGCUGACCGUCGAGCGGCAGCCCUGGACCGGCUCCAACCAGCACGGCAUCCCGUACCCUUCCUACUUCCACCCCUCCACGUCGGCGGAGAUGCAGGCGUGGCGCCAGCACGUGACCGACUCCGACCGGCCCCACCUCUUCUCCUUCAUCGGCGGCCCCCGGAAGGGCCCCGGGAAGGCGGCGAUAAGGGAGGACCUCAUCCGCCAAUGCGGCGAGUCGGCCAGGUGCGAGCUCGUGGUGUGCCAGCCGUCGUCCCCCGCCGCGUGCCACGAGCCGGGCCGCGUGCUCGGCGUCAUGGCGGCGUCGCGGUUCUGCCUGCAGGCGCCGGGGGACUCGUUCACGCGGCGGUCGGCGUUCGACGCGGUGCUGGCUGGGUGUGUGCCGGUGUUCUUCUCGCCGCACACGGCGUACACGCAGUACCGGUGGUACCUCCCGGCGGGGGACCCGGGGGAGUACUCGGUGCUCAUCGACGUCGGCGAGGGGGCGACGCGGCUCGGGGUGGAGAUAGAGGAGGUGCUGGCGGCGAUCCCGGCGGAGAAGGCGGCGGAGAUGCGGCGGAGGGUGAUCGGGAUGAUACCGGAGAUCACGUACGCGCACCCGAACGCGACGGAGCUGGGGUUCCGGGACGCCGUCGACGUCGCGCUCGACGCCUUGCUCGAGCACGUGGAGAAUCAAAGCUAGAGAGGACCCAAAAUUCAAUUUGAUUUAUCAAAUUUAUUAAUAAUUCUUUCCUUUAGUGAAAAAUAAAAGUCCCUAACUUUAAUUUUUAAUUUUUUGCUCUUUUUUUUUGCUUUUUUUUUAAUUGUGUUGGUGUAAUGUGAUGAAAUCUGUCACGAUCGCGACGGUCGAUUUUUGUGUUAAUAGAAUUUGAGAUUUGCUAUGUAUCGCCAUUUGGCAUCAUCUCUCAUGAACCAAUGCAGGCGUUUGGUUUCCUUCUAAAAUAUCAAUUGUUGACUUGUAUUU
Messenger RNA from Eucalyptus grandis, 1752 nucleotides. RefSeq names its product probable xyloglucan galactosyltransferase GT17. The record is from RefSeq and is a predicted model, not a curated record. Lineage: Eukaryota; Viridiplantae; Streptophyta; Magnoliopsida; Myrtales; Myrtaceae. Gene Ontology annotation, molecular function: glycosyltransferase activity.